Candida albicans SC5314 is the source of this 771-nucleotide messenger RNA. It is a transcript of the gene MRV4, whose product is annotated as Mrv4p. NCBI's taxonomy places the organism in Eukaryota, Fungi, Ascomycota, Pichiomycetes, Serinales, Debaryomycetaceae. The coding region runs from base 1 to 771 and encodes 256 amino acids. The record is from RefSeq and is a predicted model, not a curated record. The transcript has a single exon.
AUGUCGCCACAAGCUGUUACUGCUUCCAUUAUCAGGGGUUCUCAAGUAGUUGUAACUACUAUUAUCUUUGCUGUUUCUAUUAAGGCUUUGGCUGUGCUUGGAAUUUAUUAUGAUAAAUCAAAACCUACAUUUUAUAUCACAGUUGUUGCUGCACUUGAUAUCAUCUAUUUUUGCUACACUCUAUUGUUGACUCCAUUAGUAUUCAAAAAUUCCUCUCCCUCUAUUAUACCUACUGCAAGUGAGUUCAUUCUAUACACACUUAAUCUUGCUGCUCUGUGUAUUCUGACUAUAAACUCCCCAACAGUGCUUUGUGAUGAAUUCUAUUACUCAGAUACUAUUGACUUGUGUCAUAUUCACCAAUGCUUACAUGGAUUUUCUGUUACCAAUUGGGUCUUAUUCACCAUUAGUUUUAUGAUGAUUUUGUAUUGUACUUUUAUCCCAGAAAUUAAAAGACACGGAGUCAAACAUACAUUAUCUCCGUCGCAGUUUUAUAUUAGCUGUAUAAUUAUUGACGACAAUCCAAAAUCUAUAGAAGUAAUUGCAAGUGAAAGUGCAAGUUUAGAUGAAGCUAAUAUUCACGACGAAUCAGAAAUUGGUAUGGCUCCAACAGUAUAUGCUACAAAUAAUACUAGUAGUUUAGAUGCUAACAAUGCAAUUGUUGAUUCUAAUUUAGAGUCUUCCGAAGACGAAAAAUCAAUUCAAAAAAUUCCAAUUGAAGCUGUAUAUGAGAAAACAGAUAUUAGUAAACCAUAUGCUUCUAAAAAAAAAUAA